Messenger RNA from Meloidogyne enterolobii, 1482 nucleotides. Lineage: Eukaryota; Metazoa; Nematoda; Chromadorea; Rhabditida; Meloidogynidae. The record is from the annotation of a GenBank genome assembly.
AUGUAUGCGCGUGUAAACGAUUUGAAGAAAUCCGAUCCAACAUUAAAAACACUUCUUUCAUUCGGCGGCUGGUCCUUUGGUACUCGUCUUUUCCAACAAAUUACAUCCUCUCAGCAAAAUCGUCAAAAAUUUAUCAAUUCUGCAAUUGCUUUUGUUCGUUUACACAAUUUUGAUGGAGUUGAUAUAGAUUGGGAAUAUCCUAAAGGAGAGAUAGACAAGCUCAAUUUGAAUUAUUUUUUAAAGGAAUUCAAAGAUGCAAUUUCCUCAGAGAGCGUAGCCAGUUACAAACCAAAAUUACUUUUAACAGCUGCUGUAGCAGCCGGAACAGAAAAUAUAGAUGCUGGUUAUGAUAUUCCAACAAUUUCAAAGUAUUUGGAUUUUAUUCUUUUAAUGAGUUAUGACUUUCAUGGGGCGUGGGAACAGAAAACAGGAAUGAACGCUCCCCUAUAUGGAAGAGCUACUGACCCGCCCGAAUUAAAAAAUUGGCAUGUUUCUGGCGCCGCAAAUUAUUGGUUUCACAAAGGAAUGCCCAAAAAUAAAAUUAUUGUUGGAAUUCCAACAUAUGGUAGAGGAUGGACUUUAACUCAUCCAGAUAAUCAGAGAGGAUUGGAUGCUCCAGGAAGUGCUGCUAAACCAACAAAAUAUGUUCAGACAGGUGGUACUGCUGCUUACUAUGAGGUGGAUUUAUUCUUGUAUUUUUGUUGUUUUUGCGAAAUGUUAGCUACCGGAGCUGAGCAUCAUUUCAACAAAGAAAUGCAAGUUCCCUAUUUGAUUUCUGAUAAAGACCAAUGGUUUAGCUAUGAAGAUGUUAAUAGUGUUCGAAUAAAAAUUAAUUGGAUUAAACAAAACCAAUUUGGAGGAGCUUUUGUGUGGACGCUUGACUUUGACGAUUUUAAUGGGCUAUGUCCAGAUGCCCAACAUCUAGGCAAAUACCCCUUAAUUGGGGCUAUAGCUAGCGAAUUAACCAACAAAACGAUUAAUACUAAAUUAAUACAACCUUCAAUCCUUCCCUCCCCCUCCCCAAUCGCACCAACAACAACUUCAAUUUCACAAAUAUCUAAUUGUAGCAAUAUAAAACCUCCUUCUAAUAAUAAUAAUAAUUUUUGUGUUGGCAAAAAAGAUGGAUUUAUGCAGCUACCUCAACAGACUCUUUCUGCAUUGUAUUUACCAGAAGAAUUUUUACUUUGCCUUUCUGGCAAUGCAUUUCCAAUGUGGUGUCCUAAAGGAUUACAUUUUAACAGCAAUUAUGGAUUUUGUACAUUUCCUCCACACACUUCUUCACCCCCACCAAAGUUUCCAUUUCCCGAGCAUCAUUCAAAACGAACUUUAAUAAAUACACAACCUAACAAAAAAAGUUUAAAAAUUAUUUUUAAUUCAAAUUUGAUUUUUAAAGAAUUUGUCUGUAUUUCUGAUGGAUUUUUUGCAGAUCCUAAUAGUUGUGUGCAUUUUUAUCGUUGUGUUGGUACAACUGCUUACAGGUAA